This is a messenger RNA of Sardina pilchardus (European sardine), 2277 nucleotides long. RefSeq names its product transcription factor SOX-13-like. The coding region runs from base 215 to 2224 and encodes 669 amino acids. Gene Ontology annotation, biological process: cell fate commitment; regulation of transcription by RNA polymerase II. The transcript is spliced from 14 exons. NCBI's taxonomy places the organism in Eukaryota, Metazoa, Chordata, Actinopteri, Clupeiformes, Clupeidae. Gene Ontology annotation, cellular component: nucleus. Gene Ontology annotation, molecular function: RNA polymerase II cis-regulatory region sequence-specific DNA binding; DNA-binding transcription factor activity, RNA polymerase II-specific. The record is from RefSeq and is a predicted model, not a curated record.
AGAAGCAGGAACCCGGGGAAGAUGUAAGAGUGUGGAGGUCACGGAACGGAGAUCAAUCAGCGCCUGUCCAGUUGCCUUCGCUUAAUACCGACUGAUAGCAUGACUCGCUGUGGUUAGAUUUGCAGUGUUCCACGAUUUGCAUGCGGCUGAGAGCGCGCUGAAAAGCACUGGAGGGACGGCAGAAGUUUGGGCAGCACGGUUCUCUCAGUAGUGGAUGUGCGAGCCCAGCUCUCCCGCGUUGCGUCCCUACGCCAGUGAUGUGACCAUGGUGGGCGUCAGCAUCAAGCAGGAGGAGGAGGAGUCCAGCAGUCUGGGCGGAGCCUCCAGUGAGGGGCGGGAGCCCCAGCGCUCGUCUCCAGUCGACAAUUGGUCCUCGCCGCUGCCCGUCGAACGGGCGGAUGAGAAAGCCACACCCCCCAGCCGCCCUCCGACCACAGAGGGCUCACCACUCCGAGAGCAGGACCAGGGGGUGACCAGCAGCUUCAAGCAUCAGGACGCCCAGUCCAACGGCGGUGAAGCGAUGCCGACCAUAGAGAAGCUGUUAACCACCGACUGGAAGGAGAGGCUCCUGGAUAAAGGCUCACCGGGUGGCAGUGGUCUCCGAGGCACGCACGAGAGCCUAGCGGAGAAGGAGCUCCAGCUGCUGCUGAUGAUAAACCAGCUGUCGGGGCUGCGUGAGCAGCUGCUGGGCGCGCACUCGGAGCAGAGGAACAUGGCCGCCCUGCUGCUGGAGAAACAGCAGCAGCAGAUGGAGCUGGCCCGCCAGCAGCAGGAGCAGAUCGCCAAGCAGCAGCAGCAGCUGAUCCAGCAACAGCAUAAGAUCAACCUCCUGCAGCAGCAGAUACAGCAGGUGAACAUGCCCUACGUCAUGAUCCCUGCCUUCCAUCCCAGCGCCCAGCAAAUGUCCGUCACCUCUGAGGCCCAAAUGGGCCUACCCAUCCAACCCAUCCCCUGCAAGCCAGUGGAGUACCCCAUGCCUCUUCUCCCAAGCCCACACCCCGCGUCCAUGAAACGGUCCAGUGGCACAGCGUUUCGACAGGAGAGCAGCCAGCCUCUGAACCUGACGGCCAAGCCCAAGGGGCUGGACAUGGGGAAGACCCCCAGCCCCCAGGCCAUGGAGCUGGCCUCUGCACACCUGCAGGGCGGUUACAGGGCCCGAGAGCUCCCACCCAGCCCCCAACGCCUCAGCCUGAACUUCUUGGGAGAGGGGGACGUGGUGACACAGGCAAUCCAGGAGGCGCAGCAGCUGCUCAGGGGUCAGAGGGAGCGGGAGAGGGACGGCACGACCAGGCCGCACGUGCUGAAAGUCGCCCUCGGUGCCUGUUUCCAGGGCGAUUACAAGGAAGGGUCACGGGGUGGGCGUCUGACCCCGUCGGAGCGGCCCGAGGAACGACAGGUGCGGGACGACCUCAUGGGCAGUGACUCUGAAGGGACGAUGUCCAUGUCUGGCCUGGUGGGGAUGGGGGAGAGUCGGACGGCCCCCUCCGGACACAUCAAGCGGCCCAUGAACGCCUUCAUGGUGUGGGCCAAAGACGAGCGGCGCCGCAUUCUGCAGGCCUGCCCCGACAUGCACAACUCCAGCAUCAGCAAGAUCCUGGGCACGCGCUGGAAGUCCAUGUCCAACCAGGAGAAGCAGCCGUACUACGAGGAGCAGGCGCGGCUGAGCCGCCAGCACCUGGAGCGCUACCCCGACUACAAGUACAAGCCACGGCCCAAGCGCACCUGCAUCGUGGAGGGCCGGCGGCUGCGCGUGGGCGAGUACAAGGCCAUGAUGAAGAGCCGGCGGCAGGAGCAGCACCGCACCGCCUACUCCACCAGCCAGCUAGAGCCGGCGCUCCACUACCCGGCGGCGUCCAGCGACGCUCCGUACACCGGCACGCCCGUCUCCCUGGCGUCGCUGCCGCUCCACUCGGCCCUGCUGGAGCACUACCUGCCCCCCCGGAGCCUGGAGGCGGUGCAGGCGCAGGUGCAGGCCCAGGCCCAGGCGCAGGCCCAAGCGCAGGCCCAGGCCCAGGGCCGAGACGCCAUGGGCCUGGCGGACGCGGCGCAGCGGGACAGAGAGAGGGAGCGGGACAGAGAGAGGGAGAGGGAGAGGGAGCGGGAGAGAGAGCGGGAGAGAGAGCGGGAGCGGGCGCGAGAGGCCCAGAGGCAGCCCUACAGCGAGGGAGACGACAGCGACACGGGCGAGCGCAGCGAGGGAGAGCUGGUGGUGCUCACUGACUGAAACCGUCUGUGCGUGUGUGUGUCUGUGUGUGUCUGUGUGUGUCUGUGUGUGUC